Messenger RNA from Triticum dicoccoides, 744 nucleotides. RefSeq lists its product as uncharacterized. Lineage: Eukaryota; Viridiplantae; Streptophyta; Magnoliopsida; Poales; Poaceae. The record is from RefSeq and is a predicted model, not a curated record. The coding region runs from base 95 to 442 and encodes 115 amino acids. The transcript has 2 exons.
UCAAAGAAGCGGGGGAAUAAAGGGAGACAAGGGAAGACACCAGCGGAAUUUUCCUUUUUCCUCCCCGAAGCGCAGCUCCACGGGCGGCUUCGCGAUGGCCGCCGCCGACUACGACCGCGCGUACCGCCCCUACGCGCCCUCCUCCGCCGGCGACUACGACCGCCCCUACCGCAACGAGAUCGUGCCCUACGGCGACCGCCGCAUCGACCUCGUCGUCAAGCCGCCGCCGCCCACCAGGUCCCCGCCGCCGCCGUUGCCGGUCACCAAGAGCGGAGGCGGAGGCGGGAUAGGCUCCGCCUGGUGCUUCAGCGACCCGGAGGUGAAGAGGCGGCGUCGGGUGGCGAGCUACAAGGCGUACUCGGUGGAGGGAAAAGUCAAGGCCUCCUUCCGCCGGGGCUUCCGCUGGAUCAAGGACAAGUGCACGGGCUUCAUCCAUGGCUGAAUCCGUGGUCUUGGGUGAGUUCUAUUGGGAUCGAAGAAGACGCUGCAACAAUGUGCGAGUAACGGAUGCUGUUGCCUUUGCUAAUUUUGUCCAUGAGGUUGUGAUGGUAACUUUUGGGUCAGGUUUAUAGGAAACAAAAAAGAAUUAAGAGCUUCCUCAUGAGAUUGCGUUGAUUGCAGAUGCUGUUCUUACUGUCUGCUAAUUAGCUAGUUGUUUCAAGAAUGUCUCAACAGGAGUUGAAUCUUUGGAAAGGAACUGGUUAAUUUUCAUGAUAUCUCUAUGUCUCUCCUUAAGCCACGCCA